Penicillium cosmopolitanum is the source of this 189-nucleotide messenger RNA. RefSeq lists its product as uncharacterized. The record is from RefSeq and is a predicted model, not a curated record. Bases 1 to 189 code for a protein of 62 amino acids. The transcript has a single exon. Lineage: Eukaryota; Fungi; Ascomycota; Eurotiomycetes; Eurotiales; Aspergillaceae.
AUGGAGUGCAUGAUCGACCAAAUCGCCGCUAUCCCCAAGGAGCAACAAGUGCAAUCCGAUCUUCUUCAGAUCCAAAACAGCCAAGCUGAAGCAUUCCACGAGCUUCUCACGAAAGCCCAACCUCGACAAGCUAAAAAACGCCCGAAACCAUCGCUUCCGCAUCCUGAGAAGUUCACUACAAGGACCUGA